Messenger RNA from Daphnia magna, 2482 nucleotides. RefSeq lists its product as uncharacterized. The coding region runs from base 164 to 2386 and encodes 740 amino acids. Gene Ontology annotation, molecular function: nucleic acid binding. The record is from RefSeq and is a predicted model, not a curated record. The transcript has 9 exons. NCBI's taxonomy places the organism in Eukaryota, Metazoa, Arthropoda, Branchiopoda, Diplostraca, Daphniidae.
GGCUGUAGUUUGAUGUAUUGGCUGGAGCAGACGAAAUUCAAAGCGUAUUGAAGUUUGAGUGAGUGUUUCACACGUGGUUUUAAUAGUGUAACAGCUUUUUGCUGUUUUAGUUAUAGAGAAGUAUCUGUAACCCCGAUCGUUCACUCCAUAAUAAUUUGCAGACAUGUUACGUUCGAGUGCUAAAGGCCCAGGAUUUGGAGGCGUAGUUAGCGGCAUAAAUAUAGGUGGUGAAGACCGUGCAAUAUCUCGUGGUAGAGGCCGGGGUGAUGGCGAUCGUGGAAUAUCUCGUGGUAGAGGCCGGGGUGGUGGUGAUCGUGGAGGAUUUCGAGGUAGCAGCAGGGGUAGAGGAGGAGGAGAUCAUGAAGGAUUUCGAGGAGGUGGAAGAGGCAGAGGAAUGGGUGAUCGUGAAGGAUUUAGAGGAGGAAGAGGCAGAGGAAUGGGGGAUCGUGGAGGAUUUAGAGGAAGAGGCAGAGGAGUAGGAUUUCAAGAAGGGUUUAGAGGAACUAGCCGAGGACGAGGUGUAGGAAUGCGAGGAGACAGAGGAGGUUUCCGGAGCUCAAGUGGAAGUUUCAGAGGAAGUGACCGUGGUGUUAGUAGCCGAGGGCGAGGUGUAGGAACUCGAGGAGAUAGAGGAGGUUUCCGGGGUUCAAGAGGAAGUUUCAGAGGAAGUGACCGUGGAAGUGACCGUGGAAGUCACGAGAAUGGUUUUGGUAGGGGUGUACGUGGAAGUUGGGCUGAUUCAGAUAGCCUUGGUCGUGGUGGAUCGUUUGGACGUGGUCGGGGAAGAGGACAUCUGGCUCCUGCCGUUCCAAAACAAAUGCCAAAUCAAACGCAGAAAGAAUCUGAAAUCCAGUUAGGUUUACAGCUUUAUGUUAUUUUCAAGAAAACUCCAGUUGUUAUUCAUGAAUUGGAGAAGCUACCAGGAUUUCAUUCCGUUAGUGAUCCACCUAGCAAGAAAGAACUUGAAAAGAUUAUCUUAUUCAAAGACAUAGCAUCUCUUGAAGCUGCCAAGACCACCCUUGAUGAACACAAAAAUGUUCAGUCUGCAAAACGAAUGGGUGUGGAAUCCAGUUGUAGAAUGUUAAAAACUCCAGAUGCUUGCAAAGUUUAUCUUGGAUUUAAUGAAGCUGUUGAUGAAAUCGCUGUCAAAAAGCUUGAUGAUGGAAUAAAAGAAGUUGCAAUCUUGAGUGAAAAAACUAGCUGUGAACUGCAAUUCGCAACAUCCGAACAAACUAGGAUUGCAUUUGGAAAAUUAAAGGGUAUAUGCCAAAAAAUAAAGAAUCUACUUGAUAUUCAAAAGUACGAACCCAUGGAUUUAAUCGCGCUAAUAGGUCGCAUGCAAGAAAACCAGGCUUUAAUGAACAAACUGUAUCUGAGGUUCAGUGAAGCUUAUGAUUUAAAAAAAAUUAGUGAUAUAUUAAAGAAAACUGGUGCAAUGGAGGUAGUUCUUCCUCUGUACAGCUGCACGGCUCAGUUUGCAACUCGUAAGGAAGCAGUGGAUGCAGUUGGGAGAUUGAAGACCAAGAUAGGUGAAAAUGCCCUACGGUUUGUUAAUUUGUAUUGUGAAUCAUUAACGACAGACAAAAAUCUCCAUCCAAACAAGAUUGUUCUGCGGGAUGUUUCUAAAAACGUUGCCUUAAAGGAUUUUGUGACUAAGUUCCCUAACGCGAUUUCUGUUGUUAUCUACAAGAAAACUUUCCCAGCUUCCAAUUUUUGCCAUGCUCAUGUUGGUUUCGGUACCCUAAAGGAAGCUGCCGAAGCCAGAGAGCUAACAGACUUAAAAAUUGCAGGCAGAAAAGUGUAUAUUUUCCCGGCAUAUUUGGAAUUGAUGCAAGAUUUGCCCAAUUUAGGUUCACCCAAAAAAAAGAAAGCGGUAAAAGAUGUCGAAGCUGAAGAGGAACCACCAAGCAAGAAGAAAAAGACAGAAAAGGGUAGUGAAAAGAGUGCGGAUGAAGAAAAUCCAGAGGGGAGAGAUGCCGAGCGUGGAGAUGUAGAGAAUGAAAAUGCCGAAUGUGAAGAUGUAGAGGAUGAAGAUGCCGAGUGUGAAGAUGUAGAGGAUGAAGAUGCCGAGUGUGAAGAUGUAGAGGAUGAAGAUGCCGAGUGUGAAGAUGUAGAGGAUGAAGAUGCCGAGUGUGAAGAUGUAGGGGAAGAAGAUGCCGAGUGUGAAGAUGUAGGGGAAGAAGAUGCCGAGUGUGAAGAUGUAGGGGAAGAAGAUGCCGAGUGUGAAGAUGUAGGGGAAGAAGAUGCCGAAUGUGAAGAUAUAGGGGAAGAAGAUGCCGAGUGUGAAGAUGUAGGGGAAGAAGAUGAAGAAGAAGAGGAUAAAGGAGAGGAAGACGAAAGUGAAGGCGAAGACCACCACGAAGAUGAAGAUGGCGAAUCUAACUAAAGUGAUUAAAAGGGUUACUUCUACGCCAAAUUUUUCUUCUUGACCAAAGUAUUUAAGUUUUUAGAAAUACAGAAUUUGAAUUGCUGACUUUCUAAA